Messenger RNA from Pieris napi, 1148 nucleotides. It is a transcript of the gene baf, whose product is annotated as barrier-to-autointegration factor. Gene Ontology annotation, molecular function: DNA binding. Lineage: Eukaryota; Metazoa; Arthropoda; Insecta; Lepidoptera; Pieridae. The coding region runs from base 158 to 430 and encodes 90 amino acids. The record is from RefSeq and is a predicted model, not a curated record. The transcript is spliced from 2 exons.
AUUGUAGUUUACCAAUGUGAAAUGUCAUAUAACUUCUUAUGACGCUUGUUUAAUAGAUCUUAGUUUUGUAUAGUUUACCGCGCAACGUUAAUAAUAGUUAAAUAAUUAAUUAUUCCUGAUUACUAAAUUAACCACUGGUUUAUAAAACGAUCCUAAUAUGUCGAGCACAUCGCAAAAACAUAGAAAUUUUGUUGCUGAACCCAUGGGUGAAAAACCUGUCACAGAUUUAGCUGGAGUGGGAGAAGUUUUAGGAAAGCGGUUAGAAACAGCAGGGUUCGAUAAGGCCUUUGUAGUAUUGGGUCAAUUUUUGGUUCUUAAAAAAGAUCGUGAACUAUUUCAAGAAUGGAUGAAAGAUACUUGUAAUGCAAAUUCAAAGCAAUCCACAGAUUGCUACCAGUGCCUAAAAGACUGGUGUGAUGAAUUCUUGUAAUAUCUUACACAUCUUUAUAUAGUAAUGACAGUGAAACAAAUCUCAACAUUCAACUUAUCUGACAUCUUUUAAUGACUAACUCAUCAAUUUUGGGCAUUAUUGUUAAUGAUUCAAUUGCUGUGACAUCUUUCAUGACCUCUAUGAAAGUUCUCUAGAUUACCUUCUUGUAUUGUUAUAUAAAUUAAACCAGUUGUACUAUGUGUCCAAAGCAGUGUUUUAUAAGUAAAUAGUGGUAUUGAAGUUAUUGCUAUGAUUUCUUUAAAGGCAGAUACUAAAAAAAGUGUAAAAUAUAUACUAUAUAAUAGAAUAUUUUUAAUAAAUAAUGUAAAUGACUAAAGUUCUUGUAACAAAUUAAACUGUUUGUGUUGUAACUAAAGUUAUAUAAUUAUGCUAGCUAAUAUUAUUAUAAUUUUUAUAAGGAAAAAAUAAGCGUACUCCUUUGAAAGGCAGACAUUAUUGAUUUGUAAGAAUACAGAGUUAUGAAGAUAAUGACAUACAUAAGCAUGCAGGUUAACCUCCCUUAUUCCUAAAAUUUGUAUGAUUAGCCUAAUUAGCUUGAGUACUCUAUUUUAAAGAAAAGAGACAGAUAAGUACUUUAGUUAAAUUGGUGCUAUUAGACUAAUUUAUUUGUUAUGAAUUAGGGAGUAAUAUUAUUGUAUUAACCCUGUAUUACCACAUAAUGUCUUUGUUAAUUGAAAUAAAGCUUAAUAAAAAAAUA